AUGAACCAGCUCGUACUCUUCACACUUAUAUCUCUUUCGGUACUCGCGUCUGCAUGGGAUAGACCAAGCCAUUGGGGGAACCCAUGCUACUUGUGCAAAUGCUUCAUUGAAUAUACUGAUAGGGAUGUCGCUUCACAUAUUAGACCUUAUGCUAUGGCUGCUGAUGGUUAUGAUUCCACUGAAGAUCGCUGCUUAGCCACUUGUCAACGUGACCCCAGAUGUCACGCAGCUGUAUUUGGAAUGGUUGGAGGUAGACAAGUUUUCACUUGCGAAUUCUACGAAGAAAUUGAUGCCCACAACUCCCCCACAUACACCUCAUUCAUCAAUAUCUACUAUAAGAGAGCGACCUGCCCUCUCUCAAACAGUCAUCUUCCUUCCGUAUCUAUGAUUCCGGCCGAUGAUAGCUCUGUUAAGAGACGGAUUAAGAAAGAGAAGAAAAUGGGAAGAAAAAAUCCUUUCUUCGGGUGA
This is a messenger RNA of Auanema sp. JU1783, 468 nucleotides long. The record is from the annotation of a GenBank genome assembly. NCBI's taxonomy places the organism in Eukaryota, Metazoa, Nematoda, Chromadorea, Rhabditida, Rhabditidae.